AUGGUGGUGAAGGAUGCCCAAGACUACUACGACAAGUACCAGCAGGCGGACCAGUUUGCGAGGUUGUCCUUGAAGCCGGAGCAGAGUGUGGGUUUGCAAGACCUAAAGUGGGCCGGGGUAGAUCGACGUGGCGCUUCGUUGCUGAUAGCGGCUACACCUGAGGACGUGAAGAAGGAGAUCAUCGCUUCCCUCCCGCUGAUGGUGUUGUAUCGUCCCGGGAGCGCGGUGGAAAAGGGCCAGAUGCUCAAGAAGACCGAAAACCCGGAGCCGGCGAACACGUCGCAGGAGGCCGUCGUUGAGACAGGGACUGGGGAGGACGCGCAGAUGCUGAUGAAGGCGUUCAUGGAGCAGAAGAGCGCCCCAAACAUCAAGGUGCUUCGAGUGGAGAACACUCAAGUCGCGCAUAUCAAGGCUUCCCCGGCUUUGAGAGAGCUGAUGAAGUUUGAGGAGGACUUGGUGAGUAUGUGUCGAAUGGGGCUCCUGGAUUCGGGGGCCACACACGCUCUCAGGCCGCGGACUCCACAGGACAAGGGGGAGAAGACCAGUGUGAGCAUCACUUUGGCUGGGGAACAGAAGGUGCAAAUGGACCAGACCAAGAGUGGCACGAUCCUGGGCGACAAGCAGACACAACCCAUUGUCCCGCUGGGGACAUUGGUGCAGGCACUUGGCUACGAGUUCGCGUGGGAUCGCAAAGGAUGCCGGUUGAAGCACCCUGACAAGAAGGAGAUCAAGGUGUACACCAGGUCCAAUUGCCCGGAGAUUAUGCAGUGCGACGCCUUGAGGCUCAUCGCAGAGUUGGAAGAAGCAAAGUUGUCCGAGGCUAUGGGAUCGCUGGCGACUUUGAGGUCAGCUAUCAUGGCGGCGAAGGACUACACCCAGUGGAGUUGGAAGGAUGCGAUCAAGGAGUAUGUGGCAACGGGGGACAAGGAGUUGUCGGAGGACCGCUACGAGAAGGGCAGGGGUGUGAGGAGUCCGCGUGGCAAGGAGGUCUUGGAGGCGGUCCAGGAUCUCCACAUACGGAUCCGUACGCUGGGGUUCAGGGUGAAGCCGUUGAGAAGAUGGUGCCGUGAAAGCGACAUCUACCAGACUUAUACGGAGGGCCUGGCGCCCGCUCAGAACGCCACGGCAGAGAGCCAUGUGAAGUGGCUGAAGGGCAAGGCCAGGCUUCACCUUCAAGACGCGGAGCUGGACAAGGAGCUUUGGCCGUGUGCGAUGAAGCAUGCUUGCAAGCUGCGCAAUGCCAGGGAGCUCGGUGAGAAGGCCCCGGAGAUAAAGUUUGGAGCAGUUGUCUGGGUGAAGUCCAAGAAGGAUCGUGGACCUUUUGAUCCAAGGUGGGAGAGAGGUAUCUACAUGGGUCCAGCAGAUGAUGUUCGUGAAGGACAUGUAGUGCGGCUGGAUGAUGGGCUGUGGAUGCGGACCUUGCACAUGAGGACGGUGCGAGAUGAUGAAGUGGAGGAUGAAGACGAUGAAGAGUUCGUGGUGGACCUUGUGGAGCCGACCAGGAGAUUGAGAAGGAAGACUAAGCUUGCGGACCCGGAAGUGAGGGCACUUGAUGCAAGGAGUCGCAAGGCGUUGGUGGAGAAGUUAUUGGCUUCCUCCAUUUGGGAGUCUCCAGAGGCCAAGAUAGAAAGGCCACAAAUGAGGGAAGGCGAAGUGUGGGAUGGCGCGGCCUAUGUGGCUGGCGACGAGAUUGCUGAGGAUGGAUCACCGGGGAAGGUCUUUACGUCAGUGGCCCUUGUGAAGAACGCUACUAUGCCGCUCCACAGAGAUGCUUUCAACCCUAAGUCCACGGUCAACCUAGUCUCGCCGUUGAAGGUUUCCAAGGGAAGCUGUGUGUGGCAGGAGAUGAAGCCGGGGGACGAGUUCCAUGCAAAGUACCAUUCGAUGUGGUUUAAGGAAAAGGAGAUCCCGGGCCAGCCAGUGUCGAGCUCUUCUACCAGUUCAAGAAGGGUUCUACAAGGUUUCCCAGAGCUGAGUGGGGAAAGGAUGGAUACCACAGUCCUUCCAGGCGGGAGGGUAGAGCUACGACUUCGCUGGGCAAUACGCUACUGCCCAGAAGGGAGCCAGGAGAAUGUUGUUAUGACAUCCACACCUCUCCUGCCCCUGGGACAUGAUGAGGAGGAGCACUUGAGGAGGAGAGUGACAUGGUUGUCAGAUUUGGUUGAAGAGGAGAGGCAAGUGCGACGAGCUCGAGAAGCCCGAGGGGAGUAUGCAAGCCAACGUGAGCGACAGAUGUUCUACAAGUUGGACGAGGCGAUCAACUAG
Molecule: messenger RNA, 2265 nt
Organism: Symbiodinium sp. CCMP2592
Lineage: Eukaryota; Dinophyceae; Suessiales; Symbiodiniaceae
Source: the annotation of a GenBank genome assembly